Messenger RNA from Sciurus carolinensis (gray squirrel), 4824 nucleotides. It is a transcript of the gene Tmem237, whose product is annotated as transmembrane protein 237. The record is from RefSeq and is a predicted model, not a curated record. Gene Ontology annotation, biological process: cilium assembly. The transcript is spliced from 13 exons. Gene Ontology annotation, cellular component: ciliary transition zone. Bases 191 to 1390 code for a protein of 399 amino acids. NCBI's taxonomy places the organism in Eukaryota, Metazoa, Chordata, Mammalia, Rodentia, Sciuridae.
AAAUCAGGUCCCGGCGCCCCCCUGGCCCUCACAUCUUCCUCAGGGGCCACGGUCGCCGAGCGGCCUGUGAGGCGCAGCUCGAUGACGCACUGCGCCUGCGCGAGGUCGGGCGGCCGGGCGGCCGGCGGCCUGGAGGGGCAGAGGCGCUCUGCGCCGGGGGCGGGCGGCCGCUGCCAGGGCUGGAGACGGAAUGGGGAAGAAGCAGGUGCGUCCUCCACGAGCUCUUCCACCUGCGCCAAGUGCUGUUCAAGAUGAUGUUUCACAAAGUCGUCCUAAGAGAAAGAAGUCCAGAAACAAAACCACGCUAGCUAGUGCCUCUUUGGAAGGCUUUGCUGAGACUGUUGUUCAUAGACCAUCUGAGGGCAUUGAGCCAACUAAUGAACUCAAAGAGCAUCCAGAGGCCCCUGUUCAAAGGAGACAGAGGAAGACAAGGCUACCUCUUGAGUUGGAGACUUCUUUCUCCCAGAAGAAGACAUCAAAUCCAUCUUUAUUACGAAAUGAAAAUGGUAUUGAUGCAGAGCCAGCUGAGGAGGCAGUUAUUCCAAAACCACGAAAGAAGACAAAGAAAACCCAGCCAGCAGAGUUACAGUAUGCCAAUGAGCUAGGAGUAGAAGAUGAAGACAUAAUUACUGAUGAGCAAAGAACUUCAGAACAACAGUCCAGAUUCACUGCACCCACUGGAAUUAGCCAGCCUGUAGGCAAAGUAUUUGUGGAAAAAAGCCGGAGAUUCCAGGCUGCUGAUCGUUCAGAAUUGAUAAAGACCACAGAAAACAUAGAUGUGUCAAUGGACAUGAAACCUUCCUGGACCACCAGAGAUGUGGCACUUUCAGUGCACCGAGCUUUCAGGAUGAUUGGUCUGUUUUCUCAUGGCUUCUUGGCUGGCUGUGCUGUGUGGAAUAUUGUUGUGAUAUAUGUUCUAGCUGGAGAUCAGCUGUCUAACCUCUCCAACCUUUUGCAACAAUAUAAGACCUUAGCAUAUCCAUUCCAGAGUCUCCUCUACUUGCUUUUGGCUCUAAGUACAAUUUCAACUUUUGACAGAAUUGACUUUGCUAAAACAUCAGUAGCAAUCCGAAAUUUUUUUGCCCUGGAUCCAACAGCUUUAGCAUCUUUCUUGUACUUUACUGCUCUUAUACUAUCCCUGAGUCAGCAAAUGACAAGUGACAGAAUCCACCUUUAUACGCCUUCUUCUGUUAAUGGUAGCCUCUGGGCAGCAGGAAUUGAGGAACAGAUUCUCCAGCCAUGGAUUGUGGUGAAUCUGGUGGUGGCUCUUCUUGUUGGAUUAUCUUGGCUUUUUUUGUCUUAUAGGCCAGGCAUGGAUCUUAGUGAAGAGUUAAUGUUCUUCUCUGAUGUGGAUGAAUAUCCUGAUAAAGAAAUCAAAUCCUCUUCAUAAUACCAACUCAUGUUCAGAGGAAUAAUGACCCAGUAUUUUUCCCAUUUUUGUUUUUAAAUGUAUUUUUAUAAGAUAUGUAUAUGUGUAUUUUUAGGGUUUUUUUGUUAUAUAAUACUGGGAAUUUUCUCAAAAUUAUGGAAAAUGUUAAAAUUAUACCUCAAUUAAUACUUAAACAACAUUAAUUUCUGUAGUAUUAUCAUCUUAAUGACAAAGAAGAUAAUGAGCCAGAAACCAGCAGGUAAAAGUAUUUAUUUUUUAUUCUUUCAAAUUAGUUAUUUUCAUAAUCAUUAUCUUACAAAGCACUAAUUCUGAAAAACCCAUUACUUUUGGUGUUAAAUUUAGGGAAUAAGUGAGAGGGGGAAAAAAAAGACCUUCAUUAUUCAUUUUUUGAUGUCUCCUAUUGAACAAAUUAAAAUAUGAAAUUUGUCUUCUCUGAUUCUGGCUUAGUGGGUUGUGUGUCAUGAAAUAAUUAUAAUAUGAUAUAAUUUAGCCUGAAAGAUGCUUUACUUAUGGCUCAUAAAAUGGAAGUAUAUCUUUUUGUUUGAAAAACUUUAUAACCUAAAAUGUUAAUUUCCCUUUGAAAUUUGUACCAGGGCUUUCCAUAUCUGGUUAGGGAGCUUUAAAAAAUAGACAGCAAAAGAGAAGCUGAGCCAGCCUGUGAGCUUGUUGGGCUAACACUUCUGGUUGACCUCUGCAAUGUCCUUUCUUCUUUCUUGUUUUGAGUAACAAGGAAUAUGAAUAGAAAUUCAUCCCUGUUCUCAAGCUCUUUGUCAGAGAGAUCUUUGGCUUUCUAGGGGAUCCUGCUCCUGAGGUGGAUCCUGCCCUGAAAAAGGUGUGUUCAGAGCUGUAUCCAAUGGUUCCUCACCUGGCAUAUGUGAGACUCUGCAGCUCAAGACAAUGAUAACAUUUGCUGGGGGAAGAGGUGGCUUAAAGGCUGUUAAGCACAUCCAUACAAAUAUUGUGCCUGCACCGAUGAGCAAGCAAUACAUGCGGAACAGAAGAGGACUGACAAGUUGAUAACAGAUGGCCCUGAGAAGUGGGCGGUAGCUGAUGCCAGCACCAUAUAGAAAUAUCUUUUGCUGGAGCUGCUAACCAGCGCUUCCCCCUGCUGUCACGGAACUGUGAAUCCUGGCAGUUCUGAAGUUGUCCUGCCAGUUCCAGCUUUCCCUGCAGUCUGCCAUGAUUCUCAUCUGAGCAAGGUGGCAGUGUCGGAGUUCGUGAUCCUCCCUGUCAGCAAACUGCUGGGAAGCCAUGUUGAUAUAGCUGAAGUUUACCACACUUGAACUGUGUCAUCAAGGAGAAAUACGGGAGCUCUGCUACUGAUGUGGGGGAUGGGGUACAUUGAACAGUGGUCCCUGAAGAUGUCUAUGUCCUAAUCUCUGGUAUCUGUGAAUAUAUUACCUUAUACAGCAAGAGAGAUUUUGUAAAUGUGAUUAAGGUAAUGAGCCUUGAAAUGGGAGAGUAUUCUGUAUUAUCCAGGUGACUCAGGAUAAUCUCAUGAGUUUUGAAAGCAGAGAAGAGUUAAGAGUUGUGAUGUUGCUGAUUUUAAGAUGUAAGAGGGCGCUGUGAGCCAAGGAAUAUAAGUGACCUCAGAGAAGUAGAGAAAAAUCUUUGGCCAAUAGCCAGCAAGGAAACAGAGAUCUUGGUCCUAAACCUGUAAGAAGCUGAGUUUUGCUAACAUCCCAGAUAAACCAAGAAACAUCUUUCCUUAGAGCCUCUAGAAAGGAAUGCAGCUCUGUGGAUACCUUGAUUUUUGGCCCAUUGAUACCCCACAUCGGACUCAAUACACAGAUAGCAAGUGUGUUGUUUGAGCUGCUAAAUUUGCUCUUAAUGUCCUAGAGAAUAAAGAAGCCUGGAGCUGAUACGGAAUACAAUUGGGAAAGCCAGCAUGGGCCUGCUUGUCUUAGAAUUCUUUCAUGUCUGGGAAAUACCACCUGGACUGCAAAUCUCCUGAUGAUCCCAGGCAGGUACAAAAUCCUGGAGCUACUGGUGCACUUGUACACUUCAUCAGGGAAAAUAAUAGUGUCUGUCAAAGAUUCCUUUGACCAUGAUGAUUGGGAAGCAAGAAAGAUGUUAUUACAAAUGAAUGCCCCAGGAGGUAGGGAAUAAUCUCAUGUGACUAAGUCAAGGCAGAGCACUAAGGCUACAGAUGAGAAUGUCAGAUCUAUUGAAUUAGCUUCUCUAAGGCUGAGGUCUAGGUUUGUGGGAAGACAAAAAAAAAAAAAAAAAAAAAAAAGUGGUAAUGGUCUUCUAGAGGCUCAUAAUGUAGUUAAGAGAGUCAUAGAUAGGCAUGGGAAUAGAAGAAUCUGGGAAGGAAUUGUGGGUCAGGUUUGGGUAUUAAUAGGAUGGUAUGGCAGGAACUUUAUAGGAUGUAUGGGAUUUCUACUGGUGGAGAUGGGGCCCCUGGAAGAGGCCAUACAGCUAGAUGAACCCUGAGGGCUUUUUAUUUGGAAAUGAUCAAAAUAGAAUCUUGAGAGACAGUAUCACAGUAACUAAUGUAGAUAGGCCUAGAGUUAAUCAUUGUUAAAAAUUUGCAUUAUUUGCCUUCUCUUCAUUAAUUUUUAGUUUCAAAGUCUUUUGAGAAUAAAAUGCUAAAAUCAUGGCAUUUCAUCUGAGUAUUUCGGCGUACUUGUUCUAAAAAUUAGGACAUUUGUUUAAGUAUGAUAUUAUUGAAACAGUAGCUCUAUAAUGUCUUAAUAAUCCAUUUUCAGAUUUUCCCACUUGUUUUUGAAGGUGUAGUCAGGGUGUACUCAUUUCUUUUUGUUUUUUGUCUCUCAAUUUAAAUGGUUUCCUUACCGUUUUUCCUCCUCCACAACAUUUUUAAAUGAGAAUUUUUACGGAGACAAAUGAGGAUUCAUGAGAUUAUAAAAUAACAAAUGAUAUAGUGAGCUCCUUUGUAUACUUUGUUGGUGUCUCCCAAUAACACUUUGUGAAACUAUAGUAUUAAUAUCACAGCCAGGAUAUUGAAAUGGAUAUAACCCACCCAUCUUAGAUUUCCCCAGUUUUACUAGUACUUGUCAGAUGUGUUUUAAGUUCUGUACAGUUGUAUCUUUUGUGUAAAUCUUUGUAUCAGCCACCACAGCCAAAAUAUUGAACAAUUCCAAGAAUUAAUUCAUGUUUUUCUUUUUAACCACACCUAUCUCACUUCACCCCUGGCUCUAACCCCUAGUAACCAUUAAUCUGUCUUCUGUUUUAAAAUUUUUGUCAUUUUAGUAACGUUAUAAACUGAAUCAUAAAGUAUAUUGUCUUUAAGAUUGACUUUUUUCUGCCCUGCAUAAUUCCCUGUCAGGUUCAUCCCAGUUGUGUGUCUCAAUAGUUUACUGCUGAAUGGUAUUAUAAGGUAUUUUGUACUGCACUAUUUACCUGUUUCAGGACAUCUAAGCUGAUUCUGGUUUUGGCUAUUACAAAUAAAACUUAUAAUUUUCAUGUACGAA